UCAUGUGCAAGAAAGCUGUGGAAUAUUGCGAAAAAGCCCUUCUCAAGCCCGUUAUCGAGAGUGGGAAGAGUGUGUACGAUGUGCGUGCAACCCCAGGAAACGAGAAAAAAUAUUACAAACUACGUGUUGGAGAUGUCGCGAAGUUCUUCAACAAGCCAGAAGUUAAGGCGCAGUUAGGUGUCACGAAAAAAUGGAGCGACACGAAUAUUGCAGUUUUGAAAGCCUUCCAUAAGUACGGCGCUUAUGAUACAACUGAGUUCGUCAAUCAUCUCCUCGAUGAAGGUCUGAAAGUGUUGGUUGUCCAUGGUGAGCAAGACUACAUCACUAAUGCCAUCGGAGCACUAAAUUGGAUGGUCACCUUGAAAGGAAUGUUCAACUACGGAGAUAUUCUGCAGAAAACUCCGUUCAAAACCAUCGAGUACAAGGUGUCCGGCGUAUUGGGAAAGAUCAAAUUUUCACAGUAUACAAACGGGGCGAAGCUGGCAUUCAUUAAGGUCAUCGAGGCAGGGCAUUCCUUCGCACUCAACCAGCCAAAGGGGAUACAGGCAGCUUUUGAGGCCUUCUUGUCGGGACAAAUCUAAGAGAGCUCAUCUCCGGCCUCUUCCGCCUUAUUUUUCCGUAGAAGAAACUUCUCUCAAUAAAGGCGCCUCAUCAUAUUUUAAUACGAGUUGAGAAGGGAUCAUAGCCCGGAUGUAAUCUGGCUGAUUUUGGCGAUAUCUAUAGAUUUCCAGCCUGAAUAGUGCUAUUUAUAUCAUAUUACCAAUAAUUCUGUGUAUACCCAAUACUCAGUGUAUUUUAUGAAACUCGACGACGUGGGAAUAUCGUCUCGUUUUCAUUCAUCAUGGUGUACACCAACUCUAUCACUGUUGGUCGAUACACGUCGCUGAGCUCGAGUAACGUGGGUGAUCUUCAUCGAUAAAGCUUU
Messenger RNA from Perkinsus marinus ATCC 50983, 925 nucleotides. RefSeq lists its product as hypothetical. Gene Ontology annotation, biological process: proteolysis. Bases 3 to 581 code for a protein of 192 amino acids. The transcript is spliced from 7 exons. Gene Ontology annotation, molecular function: serine-type carboxypeptidase activity. NCBI's taxonomy places the organism in Eukaryota, Perkinsozoa, Perkinsida, Perkinsidae. The record is from RefSeq and is a predicted model, not a curated record.